Messenger RNA from Taeniopygia guttata (zebra finch), 2339 nucleotides. RefSeq names its product purine nucleoside phosphorylase. Gene Ontology annotation, biological process: nucleoside metabolic process. The record is from RefSeq and is a predicted model, not a curated record. Gene Ontology annotation, cellular component: cytoplasm. NCBI's taxonomy places the organism in Eukaryota, Metazoa, Chordata, Aves, Passeriformes, Estrildidae. Gene Ontology annotation, molecular function: purine-nucleoside phosphorylase activity.
AUGGCCUAUGCUGAGGAAGACAGAAAUAGCUACGAGGUGUACAAGGAGGCAGCAGACUGGCUGCGUGCCCGAGCUGCCCAGCAGCCCAGGAUCGCCCUCGUCUGCGGCUCUGGGCUGGGAGGUCUGGCUGAUGUGUUGGAGAACAGGACAGUCUUCCCCUAUGAGGACAUCCCUCACUUCCCACGGAGCUCAGUGUCAGGGCAUGUUGGCAGAUUGGUGUUUGGGGAGCUGAAUGGACAGCCCUGCGUGUGCAUGCAGGGACGUUUCCACUCCUACGAAGGCUACUCUCUCAGCAUGAUCACCUUUCCCAUCAGGGUGUUCUUUCUCCUGGGGGUGGAGAUCUUGAUUGUCACAAAUACUGCUGGAGGACUGAAUCCCCACUUCCAAGUGGGGGACAUCAUGUUCAUAAGGGAUCACAUCAGCUUCUUUGGCUUGGGAGGGCAGAAUCCCCUGCGUGGGCCAAAUGAUGAGCGGUUUGGAGUGAGGUUUCCCUGCAUGUCAGAUGCUUAUGAACAAGAUCUGCUUGGGCUGGCAAUGGAGAGUGCCCAGGAGCUGGGGUUCCUGAGCUUCACCAGGGACGGAGUGUACUGCAUGCAGGCUGGGCCCUGCUACGAGACCAUCGCCGAGUGCCGCCUGCUGCAGGCGCUGGGAGCUGAUGCUGUGGGCAUGAGCACUGUCCCAGAGGUAAUUGUGGCCAGGCAUUGUGGCCUCCGAGUCCUUGGGAUCUCCCUCAUCACCAACAAAUCGGUGAUGAGCUACAGCAGCCAAGAGAAAGCCAACCACGAGGAAGUGCUGCGCAUCUCGGUGGUCCGGGCUGAAGCCCUGCAGAAACUGGUCACCCACCUCCUUGGGAAGCUGGGGGAAAGCACAAACUCUCUAUGACCUCCAGCCAUUAAUCCUGCAUAUCAUAACGUGUGUGAACACUACCAAGUGCUGGGGGAGAGCUGUUGGUGGGACUGUCCCCUUCUCUCCCAAUUUUAAAUAGACCUUUUGAUCUUUGUGCUUUAUCUGAUUAGGUGCAGAGGUUCAGUUUGAAUUUUGCCAGGAUGAUCCCCUCAUUAAUAGCUGGUGACCAAAACAGCUUACUGGCACUUCAACAUUCUGGCACAUUCCCAAACCCCAGUGUCAACAGAGCCCCAGAGACUGUGACCUCCAGCUGUCUCUCUUGGGACACCCUCCUGCCCCAAGUCUCUGCUCCCCACUGCACAUGAGCCAGGUCAAGAGCUGGUCAUGGGGCUUGGUGCCUGCUGGGCCUGCUUUGGUAGGGCCUGCUCUGAAACCAGUGGAAGCCCAGGAAAAAAAUGAGUUUUGGAUACAUGAAAUGGGCCAGGAUAAAAAUGAGAUCUGCCUGGAACAAGCAAUGGUGCAGAGCAGGUGAAUCACAAUUGAUUUUACAGCUUGGAAAACCACUGCAUUGCCAGGGAAAGUCAUUGUGUGACUUCCCCUCCCAGAAGGGCCACUCUUUCCUCACCCUUGGCACCUCAUGACCAGCUGCAGAGCAGCACAUCCCCAGCACUCCUCACACCUCUCUAUUUUGUUUUAUUGCCCAAUUUAGCAGGACAUGAAAAUUCAGCUCAGUACAAGGCAUGGCUUACCUGUGCACCAUGUAAACAUUGCCAAGCUGGAAGCAGAAUCCAGGUCCAUGUCUCCCUGGUUUUGAUCAGUUUCUGGAUGUCUUGGAGAUCAGUGGCUUCAGCACUGCAGACUGGUCUCCUGUUGGUGCCCAAAGACAGAGAGAUCUGUUCGAUCCCAUGUUUCACAUGAGCUUUGCUGCUGUCCCUGCAGCAGAUUUUGGAGCACCAAUGGUUUGUGGAUUUUAACAAUGUGAAAUUACAGGGGAAAUAUUUUGAAACAGGUAUGAUAUUUUUCUGACACUUUCUUGGUCCUCUUACAUAAAGCAAAUGAACCAAACCAAAUGAUUAAAGGACAAACAGGAGAGGUUGUCCCUUCCCAGUGUGUUUAUGGUCUGUCAAGAAAGGGGGAACAUUCACCAGAAUGGUGCAUUAUUCAUUGUUCCUCAAAGGUCAAGCUGAGCUGGGGAUGCAGCUGGAUGUGAAACAGUGACAGUAAUUAUUAGAUAACCUUUUUCCCUUCAUUUAUCUUGUAGUUCUCUAUAAAGCCCAUCACUGUCAUAGCUUAAUGUUUUUAGUUGACUCAGUGGUCUGAACUGAAGACACCCAACCAGUCAUGGAGAGCUCCCAACCUGCCUUCCUAAAUUUAGCUGACCAGUUGUUUACCAUUGACACUUGCCCUCCGUCACAGCCUUCAGCCUUCCAUGACAUUUCUUCCAUUUUUUUCCAGAUGGGUAUUUGCUUGAAGCCUUUCAUGCUGCAGUUACU